Molecule: messenger RNA, 978 nt
Organism: Mytilus trossulus (common blue mussel)
Lineage: Eukaryota; Metazoa; Mollusca; Bivalvia; Mytilida; Mytilidae
Exons: 1
Coding region: 208-978 (256 amino acids)
Molecular function (GO): nucleic acid binding; zinc ion binding
Source: RefSeq, a predicted model, not a curated record
CGUGUGUGUGUUUAUAUCAAGCACAUGGUGUGUGUUUACGUUCUAUUUGAUUGGAUGGCAUAUACCCGUACUGCCGGUUUUACGGGUAUAUGCCCUCAUGAUUUUCGUGAAAAGCAUGAUUAAGUAUUACUUAAGGGGGUAGCUUGAGAAAAUUAAGUUAUUCGAAGUUUGCCUAUAGUACGACGUAGCAGCAUUCGUUAUUGUGGUAUGUCUGACUCCGAGAAACUUCUAGAUUCCGACCAUGAAUCUUUGCCAGCUGGUACUAGUGUACAUUCGUUGCGUGAUGGUAUUUCUGCACAUAAUACUGGGAAUAACGACUUGGUGGAUACUUUCUCUCUGUUUAAAACCUAUCUUGAUGGGAAGAUCGCUACUCCACACAAAGAUUUGGCAGUUGGCAACGAGAAUUUUGCUACCAAACUCAAGCAGGAAGUUUCAGUUAAACUCAAAGGUGAGGGCAACCAGAUACAAUUCAACUUUAAUUGUGAAAUCAUGGCCGACCUCGUUAAGCUCCAGAAGCGUAUUCCUGAUGAAGAUGCAGCUUGUCUUAAAUUGGUAUCUGGAGCUAUCCUUAAGGUUAAGAAGCGAAAUAAACUCAUCCGCAUUGCAGACAAAUCUCCUGCAGGAUGGAAAACCGUCCGUGAAUAUGAAAGCGACGACCUUGCCUCCGACUCAGAAGACGAGAAGCGCAUUCGUUCUGCAGAAACCCGUGCCAUCAGGAGUAUCAAGGAAAAGAAAAGACCUCAUCCUUAUAGAACCACUACAGCUACUGCUUCUGCUCCUUCUGCACCUAUGCCUAAUCAACAUAACGCUAGACAAAACAACUACCAACAGCCGCCCUUUCGGACCGGCAGACGGAGGGAACCGUCAUCUCAGGACAUCUGUUACAACUGCAACCAGCUUGGUCACUGGCGAACUCAGUGCCCCCUCUUAUUCAGUACAAAACCAGGUGUCUCAGGGACAAGAAGGCAACAGAAUUAA